Sphaeroforma arctica JP610 is the source of this 237-nucleotide messenger RNA. RefSeq lists its product as hypothetical. The transcript has 2 exons. The coding region runs from base 1 to 237 and encodes 78 amino acids. NCBI's taxonomy places the organism in Eukaryota, Ichthyosporea, Ichthyophonida. The record is from RefSeq and is a predicted model, not a curated record.
AUGGCAACCAGAGAUGUCGCCUCGAUGUCUGCACCUCCAGAUGUGCUGCGCUAUAUGCCUCCGAUGGAGUCCUGCGUGCGCUUCUAUUACGGUCAACGCAAGUUCAACAAGAAACACGGCGACCGUCUCUGUGCGCUAUGGGCCGGCAUGGAUUCCUCGGCGAAGGAGAAGCUGAUUGAGGCGUGUGCCAUCGGCUGUCUAGAUGGAGAGGCGAUCAGAAUGCGGGGGGUGAUAUAG